AUGGGUUCUACUGCUUCUGUAUCCGGGUCCCUGGACCUGACCGUCCUGGGACUGAAUAGUGGUACUUCGAUGGAUGGGAUCGACUGUGCUCUAUGCCGUUUUCAACAAGAAACGCCAGAUUCACCCAUGAAGUUUGAGCUUCUCAAGUAUGGCGAAAUCCCCCUAGAGCAAACAAUCAAGCAGCGGGUCAUGAAUAUGAUCCUUCACAAUCAAACCUCUCCUUCUGAGCUCUCCGAGGUGAAUGUCAUCCUCGGUGAGACAUUUGCAGCGGCCGUCAAGGAGUUCUGUCGACAAUACCACGUUGAUCUCUCGUCCAUCGACAUUAUCGGUUCCCACGGUCAGACCAUUUGGCUUCUGUCUAUGCCUGAGGAAGGUGAGGUCCGAAGUGCCCUCACUAUGGCCGAGGGCUCAUUCAUUGCCUCCCGCACGGGGAUCACUACUGUGACGGACUUCCGAGUCAGUGACCAAGCAGCGGGUCGCCAGGGGGCUCCACUCAUUGCUUUCUUCGACGCCUUGCUCCUGCACCAUCCGACAAAGCUGCGCGCUUGCCAGAACAUUGGCGGGAUUGCCAAUGUCUGUUUCAUUCCGCCUGAUUCCCAUGGAGGCAUUGACGCCUGCUACGAUUUCGACACAGGUCCGGGGAACGUAUUUAUCGAUGCUGUUGUCCGACACUACACCAAUGGCCAGCGGGAGUAUGACAAGGACGGCGAGAUGGGCGCUCGCGGCACAGUGGAUCAGGAUCUGGUGGAUGAAUUUCUCCAGACUCACCCAUACUUCCGGCUGGACCCGCCGAAAACCACCGGCCGGGAGGUGUUCCGGGAUACGCUCGCGUUUGAUCUGAUUCGCAAGGCAGAGUCCAAGGGACUUAGUCCAGAUGAUGUCGUUGCUACCGUCACUCGCAUCACCGCGCAGGCCAUCGUCGACCAUUACCGCCGCCAUGCCCCGAAGGGCCUCCCGAUCGACGAAAUCUUCAUGUGCGGUGGCGGUUCUUAUAACCCGAAUAUCACGCGGUACAUACAAGCACAUUACCCUGACACGAAAAUUCUGGCACUGGAUCAAGCAGGGAUCCCGGCUUCCGCAAAGGAAGCUAUCACCUUCGCCUGGCAGGGCAUGGAAGCAAUCGUGGGCCGUUCCAUUCCGGUCCCCAGCCGGGUCGAGACUCGGCAGCCAUAUGUCUUGGGAAAGGUAUCACCAGGCAAGAACUAUCGUAGGGUGAUGCGACACGGUAUGCUGUUCGGUGGGGAUAAGGACGACCUGUCUCCAGUGAACGAGCUGGUCAACUAUGUGAACGGAGUGGAGUUCGACAACACGUGGUGA
Messenger RNA from Aspergillus terreus NIH2624, 1317 nucleotides. Its product is annotated as UPF0075 domain protein. The transcript has 3 exons. Gene Ontology annotation, biological process: amino sugar metabolic process; peptidoglycan turnover. Lineage: Eukaryota; Fungi; Ascomycota; Eurotiomycetes; Eurotiales; Aspergillaceae. Gene Ontology annotation, molecular function: ATP binding; phosphotransferase activity, alcohol group as acceptor. The record is from RefSeq and is a predicted model, not a curated record. Bases 1 to 1317 code for a protein of 438 amino acids.